GCAAGUAACAUCAAAGCUAUUGACAAGGCAACAGUGCACAGAAUUUGUUCUGGCCAAGUUGUACUUACUCUUGCCACUGCAGUGAAAGAGUUGGUAGAAAAUAGUAUUGACGCUGGAGCUACUAGUGUUGGUAAGCUUAAAAUUACAAUGUUCUUUUUAAAAACAGACUUCUUUCAAAUAUUUUUAUUCAAAGCAAGUGCCACAACCAACCCCUUCGGUGUCUGGCAUAUGCUUAUGACACAGCACUGUAAGUGAAAAGUAGGAAAGAUAUAUCAAGAGCUUUUAUUGAAUUAGAACAUGCAUGACUACAACUAUAAACAGGGCUGGAAGUUAACAAUCAAAAACAAAAUACAUGGCUAUGAUAUGAAAAGAACAGAUGGAAAAAAACAUUUAAAUUAGAAACUGCACUUUUGAGAAUGUAAAUCAAUUCAAAUACCUAGGAUUUUAAUUUAAUGAAAGAAAUGAGUUACUAACAGAAAUAAAAGAAAGAAUAUCAGCUGGAAACAGGGCAUACCUCAGUAGACGGAAAAUACUCAAAAGUAAAACCAAUACAAGAAAAACAAAUAAAACUAUAUAUAAAGCUGUAAUUAGACCAGUUCUAACAUAUGCAAGUGAAACUUGGACCCUAACAAAAACGUCAGAAAACCUAUUAAACACAUAGGAGAAAAAAGUUAUCCAGAAAAUAUAACGACCAACAAAGGAUGAAUAUGGAUGGAGAAUAUGAACCAACCAGGAAUUGUAUAGUCUUUAUCAGGAUUCCACACUGGUAGCAGAAAUAAAAAAGGGCUAUGCUGGGCUGGACACUUAGAAAGAAUUCAAAAUGACAGAGCAGUGAAGAUGGUGCACCACCAAAACCUAAGAGAAAACAGCUCAAAGGCAGACCUAAGAUGGCUUGAGGAUGUGGAGAGGUAUCUACAGCAGGUGGGAAUCCAAGCAUGGAAAAGAAAAGCAUCAUUUAGGCCUGAGUGGAAGGAUGUUUUGAGGAAGGCCAAAGCCACAAGGGUUGUAAUGCCACAAGGGUUGUAAUGCCACAAGGGUUGUAAUGCCACAAGGGUUGUAAUGCCACAAGGAUGGAUGGAAGUCUCACUGGGUUUUUAAAAAAAAAUCCUUAUAUCCCAGCUGAAUGGAUUAAAUUUUUUUAUAUUUUUGACUUUUCUUUAAAAAAAACUAAUUUUAAUAGUCCAAAGGACCAAAAAAUUAAAGUUUAAAACAAUUUAUUUCAUUCCAUUAGGCUUAAGCAUACCUUAGGCACCAUGGGGCAAAAGUUACAACUCUUUAUUUUUAAUAUGCACUUUAAAAAUUAAAAAACAUUGAAAAUAUCAAAAAUGAAGUAAAUUAAAUUAAUAAUUGAACUGAUCAUUGCUUUGGUAAAAAAUCCAUUUUUAAUGUUUUAUUCAUUAAGUAUUAAUUCCGUAAUAAUUUGUUGUAUUUUAUUUAUGUUACAAUAAAUUCUUAUGUCAGAGAUCAGACUCAAAGAGUAUGGCAGUGACAGCAUUGAAGUCAUUGACAAUGGUUUCGGAGUUGAUGAGAUCAACUUUGAAGGCCUCAGUAAGUUGACAUUUUAAAAAUUUUACUUUUUAAUUCCAGUGUUUUUUGUUUGUGACCAUCGUAUUUUUAUAUUUGGGGUCUUACUUUUGCAGGUAUAACAAUGUAAAAUUUGCUGUCUUUUUAUUUCUUCAAAAAGCACUUAAGCACCAUACAUCUAAAUUAGAAGACUUUGAAGAUUUGAUCAAUGUGACAACAUUUGGAUUCAGAGGGGAAGCACUCAGCUCUCUUUGUGCAUUAAGGUAUACAAAUUGAUUUAGUUCUAAAUUAAAAUAAAUUUUUAUAAAUUUUUAUUUUAUAAAUUAAACUUUUAUUAAUCCAAAUAAAUGGAAAUUGUUUUUUUGUUUCAUUCAUUGUACAUAUUAUUUCAGCCUUGAAAAUCUUAGUUUGAGUUUUUCGUUGUUCCUUAAAAUUGGUCUGUAGCAAGAAUUUCGUCUAGUAAUUUUGGUGUAUAACUGUUGAGUUCUUGAUUGUGAGUUGUCAUUUUGAACAGAGUAUUGGCUUUUUGUUGGAAUGGAGUUCUAUUUUUCUGUUUCCAAUGUCAUGGAGAGUCCUUAUGUCUGUAGCUAAUUUGUCUUUGGAUGGUUGUCAUGUCAUAUGCCAGAAAAGAUCAUUUGGAAGAGAAAUAAUGAAGGGUGUGAGUCAAAAAGAUACCAGAUAAGUGUGUCAAUCAACCUGACAUGUCUCAAGACAUGCGAUGAAGACCAGUGAUGUGUGUCAGUCAACCUAACAUGUCUCAAGACAUACGCUGAGGAUCAGGGUCGUGUGUCAGUCAACCUAUCAUGUCGCAAGACAUACGAUGAAGACCAGGGAUGUGUGUCAGUCAACCUGACAUGUCUCAAGACAUAAGCUGAGGACCAGGGACGUGUUAAGGGAGUGGAAGGGGGCGAGAGCUCUUGCCCCUUGUGCCAAAUUGUUUUUUACUUGACCAUUUCGUGGCCAUACCUUUUCUAUUUAUGAGGGGUAGUAUUUUCAGAUUUCAACCCAGAUGCUGUUUUUCUCUGGCACUGCCCUCUUCGCCAAUUUUAAAUUUAUCAGAUUCAUUGUUAGUUGAUAGUGACUUCUGAAGGGCCGACUCUUUCAACUUUCGGUGCUGUUGCUUUGUUGUGAGUACGUUGAUGCUGACGAUCUCUUAAAUUGUGUCACAUGGGGCAAGUACAAGCUGACAAUCCUCUUGUUGCAAAUGUACAACAGAAGAAAUAUGAAAACCCCUUGAAAUCCAUUCAGGAAAAUGGAGAUGAAAUAAUUCAGUUAUUGUUGCAAUAUAAAAAUGUAUAAGGUUGUCAUUAUUAAAAAUAUGUCAUUACACAUUUUAUUAUAGUUAUAUCUAUUCAACAGUAACAUGAAUGUAGUAACCAGACACACAACUGCCAGCGUAGGCACACGCCUAGAGUUUGACCUAAAUGGCAAAAUCAUCUCCAGGAAGUCAGCUCCCAGGCAGGUAAUCAUGGGCAAGCAGUACAUUUCGUUAGCUUUAUAAAUUUUACCUCCAUGUCACAUGAACAUUUUUAGCUGGACAUAAAAGUGAAACAUGUCUUACAUUUUAAAUUAAUCAGUUUCUUUAAAAUAAUGACACAGUCAAGAGGAAUUUCUAUCAAUAUCUUUCUUCAAAAUGAAUUUUUUAAAUAUAUUUCAAAAGGCUUGAUUUAUACAGAGGGCCUCCUGAUAGAGCCAGAGUUCAGAAAUUGUAUUUUAUUCAAUAAUUUUAAAAAAAAACCUAUUAAUUUGAGUGAUAUUUUUAAACAGGUUGGCACAACGGUUGUCAUUCAAAACAUUUUUCACACUCUCCCCGUGCGACAUAAAGAGUUUAUGAGAAAUCUGAAGAAAGAAUUUGGCAAGCUUGUCCAGGUGCUGAAUGCGUACUGUAUCAUAAACACAGGUGUCAGGAUCACAUGCUACAACCAGACAGGAAAGGGGUGAGUCUCACAAGUGUGCAAUCCAAAAUGAAUGCUUCAAAAACACUUUACAUACUUGUUGAAAAUAAAAAGAAAGUCACAAAACAAGCAGCAAAGACAUUUAACUGAUUUCUUUGUGCGUCAGUUUUCAUAAUGAUUAAUAAACCUUGUGCUGGACAACAAAUGCUGCAUGUUUAAAUAAAAAUAUUGCAUCUAAAAAAAAUUAAAUAAAUGAUUAGCCUUGCGUUGCAUAAUAAAAUGCUGAUUAUGAUUUCAUUUAAGGAUAUUCGAAUCAGUUGAGAAAACAAAGGGUUGUAAAUAGUGUAUUAUUUUUUGUUGGUAUUAACAGAAGCCGAAACCUUGUUGUAUCCACAAAUGGGAAUGACACAAUGAGAGAUAACAUAGGAAAUGUCUUCAGUCCUAAGCAGGUGAGAAUGGCGUCAUUUUUGUUAUUUCUUCUGUUAAGGUUAUCCAGAGCUGUAUUUUAUGAACUAGACGGAAUAGCAAAUAUAAUAAAACAAAAUUGUUGAAUGAAUCAGAACAAGGAAAAUCAAAAGUUAAAAUUAAUUAUUAUUUUUUUUUUAAAAUGGAUUUCAUUUAUGUUAGCUUUCCACAUGUUGAGUCAAAAAAGGGUACAGCUCUGGAAGUGUAUAUCUUUGUUAGAAAUAGGUUGACUUUUGGUAUUAUUUAUUUAUUAUUUUAUUAUAUUAGAGAUAUAAUUUGCUAAAUAAAAGUUGUAAUGAGUUACUACUUUAUUUAACCACGAUUUUCUCUAUGUCAUCAAUUUAUGUCCUCUUUAAAAAAAAAUUAGGGAUUAAUAUUUUCCCCCUCUCCAUUUUGAGCUGAUUAAAAGGUGAACAAUUCUUUUGUAAAAUUCUAAAAUGAAACCACCUCACUAGAAAUGAAAUUUCAUUUAAAAAAUUAACAAAACUGCUCCAGCUUCAUGGUCUGCUGGAGUUUAAACAAACUGAAGCUGAAGAUGAGAUCUGCACUGACUUUGGCAUUAACCCUCAGCAGAAGUCAAGUGUCAAAUUCAGGUAUUCAAUUCAUACUCUUUUUAAACAGCAGAUCUUUCAUUAGAGUUAGACUAAAUGUGAUCCUGAACUCCUCAAAGAUCCAAUUAUCUGUCACACUGAGUUACUCUGGACUUUUGGUUGAAUUCCAGAUGUAAAUGGGAUUAACAGUUACUGAUGAUACCCAAAUACUUUGACAUUUACUGGUUUUGUGAGAGUGGUUUGGUUGUGGGUGGAAUCUGAUGGGUCAAGGGUAAAUUGUUUGGGAAUCUGAUGAGUCAAGGGUAAAUUGUUUGGGAAUCUGAUGGGUCAAGGGUAAAUUGUUUUGGGAAUCGGAUGAGUCAAGGGUAAAUUGUUUGGGAAUCUGAUGGGUCAAGGGUAAAUUGUUUUGGGAAUCUGAUGAGUCAAGGGUCAAUUGUUUGGGAAUCUGAUGAGUCAAGGGUAAAUUGUUUGGGAAUCUGAUGGGUCAAGGGUAAAUUGUUUUGGGAAUCUGAUGAGUCAAGGGUAAAUUGUUUGGGAAUCUGAUGAGUCAAGGGUAAAUUGUUUGGGAAUCUGAUGGGUCAAGGGUAAAUUGUUUUGGGAAUCUGAUGAGUCAAGGGUAAAUUGUUUGGGAAUCUGAUGAGUCAAGGGUAUAUUGUUUGCUUAGUGCUAGCUAUGUAAAGGGUCCAUAAACAAGUGAGAUGUUUAAAUGCUGGUGAACACAGAGUGGCAGUUAGUAUGUUGAGUUAAGUUAGCAGUUAGUAUGUUGAGCUAUGUUAGCAGUAAGUGUGUCUUACCGGAUGUCAAGUUCUUUUGAGGAGUAGUGUUGAGAGUUUGCAGACUGGGUGUCAUUUUUUUUUAAUUCUGAGAGUGACAGGAGCGAUAGUUGUCAGAGAGUUUAACCCCAUCAAGUUGUUGUUAGCUGUUCCUUUGAUUUGUAAACUAAGAUAUUACUUUGUAAACUAGGAUAUCAUUAUGUAUACUAUGAUAUCACUUUGUAUACUACAGUAUCAUUAUGUAUACUAUGAUAUCAUUAUGCAUACUAUGAUAUUAUUAUGUAUACUAUGACAUCAUUUUGUAGGCUAUCACAUUAUUUGUGUACUUAAUGAAUAAAGACAAAGGAAAUCGGACAGUGCGUCAGUUUUCGUAAUAAUUAAUAAACCGUGUGUGGACAGCAAGUGGCAAGAAGAAAACCUAGAAAAAACUGAGCCACCGAACUGCCUGUUAGAAUACAUGGGAGUUCGUAACAGUUGUCAGGUUUUAAAAUAUCUUAUUUUAAUAAUAAUUCUGUAGGAUUGAAGGAUUUGUUUCCAAGUGUGAACAUGGACAGGGCCGCAGCUCAUCUGAUAGACAAUUUAUUUUCAUCAAUAAAAGACCUUGUGACAGUGCUAAGGUAAUAAAUUAACAUACAUUAAAAUUUUGUUUCCUAUUUUUUAAGUAAUACAUUUUUGGUAAAGCUAUGUGAAGUUCAAUAUAAUUAGACAUUUUUAUAAUAUCAGCAGUUGGUAUCAAUGAAUGUCAGACAAGGCGACUCACUUUCAUGUAUCCUGUCUAACAUCACACUAGAAAAAGUUAUUAGAAGCAUACACGUGAGCACCAGCGGAACCAUAACAAGCUACUUCCAGAUAGGUAUUACAGAGCAACAACCAUCUGGAACCUUAUAUAGCCUACCAUUGCAGUACCUGACAUAUAAAGACGAUAUAGCGCUACAGGGUAGAAACAGUAAUGACAUGAUUAAAGCAUUCAGGGAAAUUGAAAAUGCCUCAGUCAAAGCAGGUCGUGAUGUAAAUGAACUGAAAACAAAAUAUAUGAUGAGGUCAAGAAAGUCCAAUGCUGAUGAUAACAUCAAUAUAAAAAAACACAAAUUUGAGAGAGUUGCUACAUUCAAAUAUCUAGGGCCAACUAUAAACGAGUACGAUGAAAUAAUGUCUGAGGGGAAAGAAAGAAUAACAGCAGGCAACCGUUCCUAUUUCAGCCUACAAAAGCUACUGGGAAACGAAAAACCUCUCAAGGGGAAAAAAGAAGACCAAUAUACACCACUAUCAUAAGACCAGUAGUUACUUACGCUAGUGAGACUUGGACCCUUAUCAGAAAAGCUUAGAACCUUCUCAAUACAUGGGAGAGGAAAAUCCUCAGAAAAAUAUAUGGCCCAGUGAUGGAAAAUGAUAACUGGAGAAUCCAUACAAACCAAGAUCUUUACCAAUUGUACAAAGACCCACCCAUCGUCGCAAUGAUAAAAAUAGGCAGACUAUGCUGGGCAGGACAUACUGAAAGGAUGCUGGAAUGUAGAGCAGCAAAAGUGAUAUACAGGCAGAAACCAAGGGGCAGAUGACUCACCGGUCGCCCAAGUCUGAGAUGGAUCGACGAUGUGGAGAAGGAUUUACACCAGUUGGGGGUUCGGGCAUGGAGGCGGAAAGCCAUGGAUCGUUCCGAAUGGAAGGAUGUGGUGGAGCAGGCCAGGGCCCUACAUGGGCUGUAGCGCCAAUGAUGAUGAUGCCAAUGAAUGUCCGGCGGGCCGCAAAAUUUAUUGUGCCGGAACGCUUGCGGGCCGCAGGUUGACCACUCCUGCUUUAAACCUAUUCAUUUAUGUUUUAAAGAUGAAAUAAGAAUGUUGUUUAAGAUUAUAUAAAUAUUUAAAUACAUUUAAAUUCUCAUUCCAUAUUCUAUUCAUUUUACAGAUUUUGAAGAUAAUUAAUGAAGUGUACCAUAGUUACAAUAGGCACCAAACUCCUUUUAUUGCACUCAAUAUUUCAAUGGACAAAGGUAAUAAUAAGAUACAUCUUAAAAAUGAUCCAUAUACAUUGUAUAAAUAUAUUGGCUUUGUUCUUUGGGCUGAACAAGAAUAAAAUGAAAUAAGAGCUACAGUAUAUUGAUAUAAACUUUUAUUCUUAUUUACUUUCUUGUUAGUUUGAAUAAUGGUCAUUAAUUAUUAAAAUUGGUUUUCAACAGGUGUAAUGAUAUAUUGAACAAAAAUGAAAAAAAAAAAGUUUUUUCUACACUAACAGAGAAGAUAUUUAUCUUAUUAUUUAUUUGCAGACUGUUUUUUUUUAAUUUUAGGAUUACAAGUUAAAUUUUUUUUAAAGCAUUUAUUUAACUCACACAAAUGUUUUAGCCUUCAUAGAUUUGUUAUAGAUGAUGUAUCUUAGUAUCAAUCAAUUCCAGAGACUGUAGAUGUAAAUGUGACCCCUGAUAAGAGACAAAUUUUUAUGGAAGGUGAACGUCUCUUGCUGGCUGUGUUAAAGGUUUGUCCAGUCUCCAAUCAAAAGAUUGGGUGCAGUCUAACUCAAUGGUUAAAAUCUUUAUACACUACUAUGAAGUACUAUUUGGUUAUUGGAGUUUACCAGAAAUUGCUAUUUAUUCAGAACAUUUAUUCCAUGUCAUUUAUUAUAACAUGUAUAAUAUAAUCCACAUAUAUUUCAAUUGAACAUUUUUGAAUAGAUUUAAUGUUAUUUGUAACGCAGGAAUUUUAUACAAUUUUAUGCAUAUCCAUCAACACAUUUUUCUGUUUACAAAUUCAUCCAGAGUUUUUUUUUUCAAUGUCUUUUCAGACUUCUUUGACUCGGAUGUUUGAACCAACCAGCUCAGUGUUCAAAGUCAAUAAUAUUUUAUCAUCUCAAUCACGUAAGUUCCAAUAUAGUGGAAUAUUUCAAACACAAUUAAGAAUUUUGGGUACCUGCCCUUAAAGCUUUUAACAUUUGUAUUUUAUUUGUCUUUGUAAGAACAUUUAUCUUUGUGCUGAAAAGGAACAUGUACAUUUCAAUCAAAAUACAUUCCCAUUUAUUCUGAUCAAUAAAAGAAUCUUACCUUAUUAUCUGGAGAUAAUAAAUGAAACACUUUAGGGGCAACACAUAUGUUAAAAAUAUUGGUCAUAUAUUAGAUCAAUUUUAAUAAUGCAUCAUCAGUUUUUUUAAAUAUUCUGCUAAGUUAUUUGACAUUUAAAAAAAAUUAUACUUUUAAUUUAUCAUUUAGCACUGUCUCGGAAUAAAUUACCUAAUGAUUGUAACUCAGACCCCAACACCGAUCAGACUUUGACUUCGCUGUCCAAUAGGAUCAGCAGCCAUCAAGGGUCUAAACCACAGGUAUGACCUUAUUUUAAGAUACCUUUUAUUGGUAUUGGUAUUGAUAGUUAAUAGAGAAAAGAAAAACUUCAGGCUACUUUGGAUGACAUCAUAGUUCAGCUUUUGUGAGACUUUUUUUCCAUUGUAACAGAUAUAAACAAUCUUAAGUUUUAUUCAGCAAAUUAUGCUUUGCUAAAAUUAAUGUAUACUUAUUUUUAAAAUUGUUUUUGUUUAUUAUUUCGAAACACUGCAAUUUUUAAAAAAAUACUUAAUUGCAAUAAACUGGAUCUAAAAUGCCAGAUUUCAUGAAUAAUCCGAGAAGUGAAGCAAGGAUAGAGAUCAUGCUAUAAAUGCAAAUUCAUUAGUUUGGAAAUAAGAGCAAAUAUAGCAGCCUGAAAUAAAAGUAAAGAUUGAAGUUAGGAAAUAAAUCAUAGAUGGAACCCGGGGAAAAAAGUAAAUGUAUAAGUAUAAGGAAGGAAAAAAAGCAAAUAUAAAGCAAAAGGAUCAUGGCAUGCAUGGACCUAUGCAGAAAAAAAUAAAUUCUUUUUAUUUAAACCAGACGACUAUUUUAUUGACCUAAAACAUUUUAUAUUGUAGGCGAGCACUCCAAGCAUGUCCAGUUCACUGGCACAACUCAAGAGAUCAUUUUCUAGUGCAUUUGAUAAAAACACCUCAAGCUCCAGCCCCCUGGUCACCAGUCCAAUCAAAAGGUCAAGUAAGUUCAAGGUUACCUCAUAAAAAUUUAUCAUGGCCAGAUUGUUAUUUAUACUUAGCAAUAAUCUGAUGUCUGAUGAUGUGGCAGGAGGUUAGCGUGUCGUAAAUGUUGUAGGAUAUUAUACACAGGGAAAUAUUAAUUGUCUUUCCAUCAAUGCUGCUCACACAAAGUCUGUUAAGAACUUAAGUGCUCAUCUGCAAUGCAGACGCAAGAAACACUGCUGGUCGUCCACCGCUUCAUAGUUUGUUUCCAUUUGUCUUUACAAGGUCUUGCCAUUGGGACAAAUAGACAAGGACACUAGAGUUUGGCUUAUGAAUUGAACAACUCUCCCUCACUUUAAACAAAAUAAAGCUCAAAUCAAAGCCUUGGUCAUCUUCCCGUGCAAGGGACGAACAAUAAUAAUAAUAUAAAAAAAUAUGUUAAUUAGCAUCACUUCGGGAAAACAAUAUUUCAGUAUCCCUAAUAAUAUGUUAAUAUUAAUUUUUUAGCUGCACAAAAAUUGUAAUUUUUAGAAAUAGCAGUGUUUAAAAAAAACAAAAAAAUGUUUACAAUGAAUAAUUUACAAAAUAUACUAAUAAAUAUUGGAGGCAAUAACUUGGUAUAGUAAUUUUUCUUUUGGUUUUCACAGAGUCAAGUAGCCUCCCUUCACAACUCAAACCAACAGGCACCAUAACCCAGUUCUUAACCAGACACACUGCUACUGGCCCACCCUCCCCAGGUGACUUACAUGAUUCAACAUGUAAAGACUAUAAAUGGUUGAGUGAAAGUCAAUCUGAUUUAAAGCUUUCUUUAAGUGAAGUUUUGGAAUCAGACCCUUGUGAUCUUUUAGCUAGUGUUGAAUCUACUGAUACUAGGGUAAAACUUAUUGAACUGAUGUGUGACAGUGUUGAAGAUGGCAAAGCUGAUCAAAAUGAAAGCAGUCCACUUUCAGUUAGUAACCUACCUUGUCUGGCAGAUCCUGUUGUAAAAAUUUCUUGUGGGAAGACUGAAAUGAAGAGUGUUAUAGAUUUGUGUGCAAUACCUGAUCAAGAAACGGAAUUACAAAGUAGUUUAAAAAGUUGUAGUGAUAAAUUAGGCAGUGAUGAUGAAAAAGAUUUGAACAACUUGUCUGUUGGAUGCUGUGAGGAAAAGUCACCUGACCCAUGUGAGGAAGAGUCACCUCACCCAUAUGAUGGAGCAGAUGGUGAAACUGAAUGUCACAAAAAUAUUACCAGACAUAAAACAGCCAUCUCGCCAACAAAUUUUGAAACAGGGUCCACAAUUAAAUUGGAUUUGGUAAGCUUGGUUAGUUUAAUCUAAUCUAUAGAUUUGUACAAUUCAUAGAUUUAGUGACCUAUUCUAAAAAUAUCCCAAAGUUGUCCAGUCAUAGACAACCCUAUUUGUAUAUGUACACUGACAACCACAUUUAUAACUGCUUUACUUUUAAAAUGCGUCUAUUCUCUUAUUUAUGAAUUUUAAAAUAUUGUUUCUCACAUUUUAAAAACAGCCUCUAACUCAUGAAGAGACAUCUCAGCAUUCAGAGAAGGUGGUACAGUUUUCUCUUUCCAGUCUCCAAGACAGAAUGGCAACCCUGAAUCUGGAAAAUUCCAAAAACCAAACCUCUUUUUGUAGGAGUUUUCGAGCCAAAAUCUGUCCAGGUGACAACGGUUCAGCAGAAGAUGAAUUGCAAAGAGAGAUAAGGUAAACCACAUCAUAGCUAACAGUCAUAAACAAAUUUAAAUUUAAUGGAUUGCAUAAUGUUCAUAUUCUAUAACUAAGAGAAUUUAAGACAUUUUUUAUAUUUUUAGAGCAUCUUUUUUUCUUUAAAAUGUUAUUUCUCCAAGAUAAGUUAAAAUCAUUAAAUGUACUUUCCUUCAGUAAAGAUAUGUUUUCCAAGAUGGAGAUUCUUGGACAGGUAAGUUUUUAUUUUGUCAAAUUUUAAGAACUAUUGAAAUGCAUCUUCUUUUUAAGUUUUAGAAUGGUUUUAUUUCUAAAAUUCACAAUUUUAUUUGAUAAAAUGUUCCUUGUUUUGGCAUGGAAGUUUGUUUUCUAAUAUGAAUCUCAGUUUUCUCACUUUUAUCUUCUAAUUAUUUUUUUUGUGUGUUUAAUUCAGUAUUUAAUUUUUUUAUUUGAAUUUUAAAAUAUCUUUUUUACUAUCCAGUUCAACCUUGGUUUUAUUAUCACCAAGCUGGGCAGUGACUUAUUUAUUGUUGACCAGCAUGCCACAGAUGAGAAGUACAAUUUUGAGAUGCUUCAAAGAAACACAGUGUUGCAGAGUCAAAGAAUGAUAGUGUGAGCUAAAAAAAAGAUUUUAAAAAAUUAAAAUAUUCACUAUCUAUCAUCCAGUGUUGGAGGAAACAUUAGUUGAACUGUACAAAAUUAUCAUUUGAGUAACAGUGGAUUGCUACAGUUUCAGUUUAACCAUUAUGUUUUCUAAAAAUAAUUAAAUUACAUUUUAAAAAUAUUUUUUUAAUGAUAAAGACUCCAUGUAUAAAAAUCGUUUUUUUUUAAAUAUUGAAAUGAAGCACACUGCAUUACCUUUGAAGACAAGUGCAUUAAUAAGGUAAACAAUUUCAGUCCUCAGAGUUUGGAGCUUACCGCCAGCAAUGAAACUAUUCUGAUGGACAACCUGGACAUUUUUAAGAAAAAUGGAUUUGAUUUUCUUAUUGAACCAGAAGGUUAGAAGAUGUCUAUUUUUUAAAUCCUAUGGUUCUCUCAUAGUUUUAUGCAAUAAAUGAGAUCUUAUAUUAUGGCUAACUAUCAGAUUUACUAAUUCAAUGAAAAAGUAUACAUGAGCCUAACUGCCAAAAAUGUUGGUAUAAGACAAUAUUAAACAUUUAUUUAGUUUACCAAGCUUCUGUUAAUUCUAAAUCACCAAAUAAUUAAGCAUUUUAAAAAAAAUGAAUAUUCUAAUUAACCCAAAUUAAAACUAUAAUUAUUACUAGAUAUAGCCUGCCAAACUUUGGUGACAGCAAUGCGUGAACUUCCCAUCUACUAAAGUUAUUUGACAAAACAUUAACUCAAGUAGCACACAUUUGAGAAUCCCAAUUUUUGCUACACCCAUUCCCCCAUGAUACGUGUCUGCAUACUUUUUACUUGCCGCCCGUGAACUUUAUUAAAUAUUCUGAUGUCCCAGCCACUUUUAAAGCUAAUAUUUUUACACCAUACUUAAAUUGAGACAAAUUCAUUUUCCAAAAAGAAAAUAUUAUGCCCCAAACGCAGUUGCGAUAUUAUAUUUAAAAAAAAAAUCAUUUAGCGUAGUUAUUGGGAAUUAUAUUUAGCGCCCUAUUGAAUUCAUUAUUGAACCGUACUUGCCUUCAAACAUGUAGAAUUAUUUUUAAUAUACUCGAAUUAUAAUAAUAUAACACCAAAUUGGCUGAUAAGAAGCAGUCUAUUAGGAAGCAGUCCAUUAGGAAGCAGUCCACGAGUCUGUGGUGAUCUGACUUAUGACUUAUUAGUGAGUGGUAUCUCUCGUAUGAGAUCUCCUCUUGGCACUCUGUCUAGGGAUUCGUUAUUUAAGCCAAAUUACCACACAGACAUAACAACCUAUCUAUAUACAUAUAUUAUAGACUGAAUCGAAGUCUUUGUUAAAGGGGAAAAUAACUAUAAGUAUUUGUUGAAUAAUAAUAAUAUUUACAAAUUCCUCCGUAAUGCACUCUUGGUGAUUAAUGUAUAUACAUCAAAUGGAUUUCAUCCAAUUAGAAGGGUAUAUCAAUGCAAUGCAAGUGUCACUAACAUACUGACGGUAUCAUCAUUAUAAAUGCUAUAUUGCUCAAGGUUCUAUGUUCGAUCUUUGUUGACUUAGCCUGUAUAGUUUCACUGAGGAUCUCGGUGGAUCACACAGUGUGAGAGUUCCUUCUGUUCCAGAAGCGUGUCCCUGUUCCGGUCUUCGGGGCUGUUCUAAGCGUAGUAGCAAAGUCGGAGUUACGGGUCGUAGAUUCCGUGGGAUCUCUGCGAUGGGGAAGAUGACUCUCCAGCGAUAAAUCGUGGCAGUGAGAGUCCCUGGAUCUCGAAGUCCUUCUAGUAGCCGUCAGGUAGUUUGGUGUAGGAUGUAAAUCAAUCCCCUAUUUCCGGCUUCAAGGUAAGGAAACCAGGUAGUACUCUAGGUAGUAGUCGCAGUUAAUGAUCACGCUAAUGAAGUAAUAAGUCUAGUUACUUCCAGUGUCCACAGUCAAGUGAUCAGAUCUUAAAAGACAUAUACUUGCUAAUAUCAUUGCAGUUGUAGAUCACGCUACUGAAGUCUCUAGUGAAGUUAUCUCCAGUGUUUACAGUCAAGUGAAAACGCUAUGAUGUCUCUAGUGUAGUUAUCUCCAGCGUCCACAGUCAAGUGAUAAUGCUAUGAAGUCUCUAGUGUAGUUAUCUUCAGCGUUCACAAUCAAGUGAUAUGGAUCAUAAAAGAAAUAUUCUUGCUUGUUCUGGCUAUUUAUUCGAGUUGGGUGAUGAUUCAAUUGGGUGGUUUAAAGGUUGUUUGUUUUCCGAUCUAAUGACAAUCACUUUUGAUGUUGUGGGUUUGACCUUCUACCCUCAAAGUUUAUCGGGGCGAGGUGAAAAUCCAAUUUCACGCUUCGGCGUGAAUUUUCUGGUGUAGAAAUGCAAUAACAACAAGGGACGCUACUCUGCUUUGCUGAUUCCAGGGCAAUACUGAAGGGCGGUAUGGUAUUAUUUUCUCAAGUUCAUCGGUGAGAGGGGUUGAACACAAAAUGUACUCUUUUGGGGUGAGCGAACUGAUGUGGAAAUGCGAUAACACCAAGGAAAUUCACUCAGGCUAUGCUACUGCGGGGCAACUUGAGGGAAAGGUAUUAUUAUACAAGGGUUUCCAAGGGCGGAUUUGCGAUGGAAGAAUUUUACAAAGUCCAGCCUCACAUCAUCACAGAGUCACACCAGAAGCAUAAUAUAUAUAUAUAUAUACGGCAUCCUUCCGUCUUCCUGAGACGAUGGAGUAGUUAUAUAGUCCUACACUUUGAUGAGUGGCUCACUAGGCCAAUCCGAGAAUGACAAUCUCUACCGCAUCUCUCGCAGGAUAUGUAAGAGAUAUUUGACCCUUAAUAAUAAUAGCAUUUUGAUAUUUCAGCUCCACCAACUCAAAGAGUCAAAUUGACUUCAGCUCCAACAAGCAAGAACUGGAAUUUCGGAAAAGAUGGUGGGUUGAAUGAAAAGCAGAUAAACUUGUUUUCAGAGUUUAUGAAAUGAUAUUUUCAGAAUAUGAAAUUUAACAUCUUGUUACAUACAGAAAUCCUUCAUUACCAUCAACAUGUUACUGAAAAAAAUAUGAAACUUUAAGAUUUAUGUAUACAAAUAACAUUGUAUUUCUUUAUUAUAUAUUUAAAAUACCCUGAGUGGUAAUAUAUGAGAGCCUUUGAUUUCUAAUGUGCCAUUUUAAAAUUUUAAUUCUUUUGGUCAAUGUUUGCAUGCUUAAUAUUCCUUAAAUAUUUGAAUACUUUAUCACAUUAUAUUCUUUCAUUUGUAUCUAAAAUUUAGCUUUCUUAAUGUAUAUGAAUUUCAGAUAUUGAAGAGCUCUUGUUUAUGCUGACAGAUUCCCCGGUAGGUAAUUUUAUCUGUACCUUUAUAGAUAUUCAUCUAUGAAUAGAUUGGGUAAUUUGUUUAUAAAAUAUUUAUAGUUGGGUUUAAAUGAGAAACUAUAAAUUUGCAGAGAUGAUUGAUUGUUUAAUCUUUUAAAGUUUAACUUUUUAUUUAAAUCCUUUGCAGAAUGUAAUGUGCCGUCCCACCAGAAUUAGACUAAUGUUUGCAUCUCGGUCAUGCCGGAAAUCAGUUAUGAUUGGAACUGCACUCAACAAAUCUGAGAUGAAAAGAGUAGGUUCAUUGAAUUUGUUUGUUGGUUGUACUUUUUGUUUGUUUGAUUAAUUAAUUAAGACUAGUGACCAAUGUUAAAUCUGCCAGAUAAGCGUUCCCCAGAUGGUGGAUCCGCACUGGUCCACGAGCCUUAAGUUGUCAGUCCACACAACAUGAAUGUUUAUGGUGAAGUACAAAUUACGAAGAAAAUCUGGCACUGGUCCCUGGUGCAAUAUCUAAACUUGUGCACUGAUCCCCCAAACUGAAAAGUUUGGUUUAAGUUUGGGAAACACUACUAAAUGACAAUAAUGCAACUUUAUUAAUGAUCACAAUCAAAGUUGUUGAUUUAAGGAAAUAGGGGAACAAGCUAUGUUGAAGCUUGAAACGAGAAGACAAGACAAUAAAUUAAAUUUUUUUCGGUUUACAGCCUUAUUCAGCAGACAAGACAUAACAAGAUACAGAAAAGAAUUCAAAAGGAGUUAAAAAACUUAAGUGUUUGGUUUUCGUCUUUUAAUAUUUGAAUAUUGUUUCAUUUUUUUAUCUGCAGCUUGUUUGCCAUAUGGGUGAAAUAGAGCAGCCCUGGGUAAGUUUCUAACAUAUUCAGUGAUAUUAUACAUGAUCCCAGCAAGGACUUAUCUGUGAAUUUUCAGCAGUGACUUACUUAUUGUCUGCUAGCAAAAAAUGGAAGGCAAUAAUUAUAAUUGUAAUUCUUGGCUGCCUUGUUUUUUUCCUUUCACCCACGAACUGUGGUCGGGCGAAAACAUUCUCGUUCUGUACUGUGGCAGCCGAAAAAAAUCGGCCGAUUAAAAACAUGGUCUGAAAGCAACUUCCAAUCUAAUAUUUAACCGGAAUUAUAGCCACUUCCUCAUAUUAAUAAUUAAAUCAUCUUCCGGUUCAAGCUGUUUCAUGAUAACUUAAAAAAUAAGUACUUUUUAAUCAGAGUUUAAUAUCGCUGUUUUUUUUAAAGCUAAAAUGGUUGAAGCUAUGGCUGGGCCUUCAGUGAAAGAACUAAUAAAAAUAUGUUGAAAGCUCUUUGGGAGCGUUUUAAGAAAGCGUUUUAAGUGAUACUGAUGAUGAUUUUAAAUUCCCCAUGACAUUACCAGUUGAGAUUAUUCUUCUCGUGAAUUUUAUACUAGUCUCAGUGAUACUGAAAUAGGCCUACUGAGGUUACUGUUAGACUUCGCGCCAGGCCCGGAGGUUGGGCAAGGACUGACUGAAUUUUAGUCACAGAAGCUACAAAUUAUAGUUCAGAACUAAUAAAUUGUAUAGUUAAACAACCCAAAUCAGUUCCACAAUACCUUUUUAAAUGUUUACUGGUCAAUAAUAACUAUUUUGCCUGAGAUUUUGUAUUUGGUACUUGCUUUUAGGAGUGGUCCCAGUUUCUUGUAUAAAUUACCUAAAAUUACUAAAAUUGCUUAGCAAACUAUACAUUUUCUGAAAGAUAAAUGAAUUGGCUACAACAUUUAGAUUUUUGUUUUAAGUGUAGGGCGUAUCUAUAAAGAGUAAUGAUGUUAUGAGCACUUGAAAGCAAGACAUUUUGUGGAUUAUUUUUUUUCUUGAGAACUCCAAGGUCAAGGACGCUGAGCAAAAUUUUUUUUUUAUGGUUUGGGCAAUAUGACCAACUUUAUCCCCAUCCAUUUACCUUUCUAAAAAUAUAUACUUAUAUGGCUUUUGUAUCAAUAUUUCUAUUUUCAUUUAAUUUCAAAUGGCACUCAAAACGCUCCGAAAAGCUCCACACCACAGAAUGAUGCAUGCCACACUUCAUGGGUUAAAAAAUAUACCAGAUAGACAUUUAUUUAAGGUACUUCAGAUGUGUUUUUGCACUAUCAUUUUAAGAAAUACACAAUUUAAUGAGCAUCAAUUUUUAAAUUUUUUUUUUUAGAAUUGUCCCCAUGGCCGGCCAACAAUGAGACAUUUGUUCAACAUGGACAUGCUGCCAUCUUGACAAGUACUUUGUGAAUUGUUUUUAAAAACCUCAAGUUGUAUGACACAUUUAUUAUGAAAAUCAUCUUCAUUAAUCUGAUUAACUG
Molecule: messenger RNA, 17004 nt
Organism: Lymnaea stagnalis (great pond snail)
Lineage: Eukaryota; Metazoa; Mollusca; Gastropoda; Lymnaeidae
Source: the annotation of a GenBank genome assembly